AUGUUUGAAGUUGCAAAUUUGGUGCCUCAAAUAGAAGGGAAAAAACAAAAAGAAACUUCAUCAUCAUGUGAAAAUGUUCCUCCUGUACAUGGUAGGCCAUGCACAAAUGUUUGUCUCAGAUCAAAGCUGAGCAAUCAUCAGAGAAAUUUAAGUUUAGAUUUUCGAUCGAUGGGAAUUUUACUCCCUCCAGUUGCUCAAAUUACGACAAUGCAUCAACGUAAUAGGAGUCUCGAUUCUGCACUGCAGAGAAUACCAGAAGUUGAUGUAACUCCUAGUCCAGAAUGUGAAUAUCCGUCCUCCACAAAUUCGAAACCAUCAGCACAGAAUAUGCCUAUGAGUAGUGGAGAUGCUAUAAAAAAUCGAGAAGAUCUGACUAGUUUAGGUUCGGAUGAUUCGGGUAUACUUUGUAGCUCUGAAGGAGAUGCGACAACGAGAGAAUCAUCUGUCGAACAAUUAACAAGCAUAGAUCACAGUAGGGAAAGUUUAAAUUCUAAUGUGGCAUCAUGCAGUACUAGCGAUGAAUCUGUUGUUACUCCAAGACUUGUAGUGAAAGAAGAAAUUCCUAUUCCAUUGACGAAAAGGAUUUUAAUGAGUAAAAAAAUUACAUUUUUUUCUAAGAAAUCAUUACACAAAGACAGUGAAUUAAUGACAAAAUUAAAAGAUAAUAUUGAUGAAAACAGUGCGGGUUGUUCGGAACGUCGUGAAAGUGAUGUUGAAAUUCUACCCGAUGAAAAUUCCACGAGCCCCGAUAAUAAAACAUUCGGUGACCAUCAGAAUAAAACAACGAGUGACGACGAUGUUUCUCUCACCCCCGCGGAAAACACCGUUCGCGUUUCUGAGGGUAAAAGUUUUUUACUUAGACUAUUCGAGUGCGAGUCUUUCGACAUGUCCAUGGCUAUAAUAUAUUUAUCAAAUUCGAAAGAACCCGGCGUUCAAAGUUUCAUAGCGAAUAAAUUAUUCGAUUUUCCAAACGUCGAAGUCGAUUUUUAUUUACCACAGUUGGUAUGCAUGUAUUUGCAAAUGCCGGAUGUCGCGGAGGUAAUACAUCCAUAUCUAGUCCACAGGUGUCGUCAAUCCGCGGAUUUUUCUCUCAAGUGUGCAUGGUUACUCGACGCCUAUAGUUCGGAUGCCCAAGUUCCGUCGAAAAAAAAAUCUAACGGUACGAAACUAAGAAAUUUGAUAUUAUCCGAUCAGUUAAGGCCGAAAGAUGGAGACGUAUGCCAUCACGUAAACUCGAGGAGAACAACAACAACAACGACGACGACGAAAGGAAAUGUAGAAGUCAAAUUUUCAAAUUCUGAUGAUAAACAAACAUGUCCUUCUUCUUCAUCAUUAUCAUCAUCAUCAUCAAAUGUAAACAUUAAAACUCAUCAGAGAUCAAAAUCGGAUGCAUCUAGUCUCAUAAAGGGAAAUAGAAAAAUCACCACAUUUGGAGGAACCAUGAAAGUUAGCUUGGGUGACAUGGGUUCAGGUCAUGCUUUCGACAAUGGAUGUAAUUGUUUUGAUUCUUGCACGGGCAUCGUGAAUAAUCUCCGCGGACAAAAGACUGAGUGCACAUGCAAUGCACCAAGACUCGCACCCGAAUUAGAAUUUAUAAAAGCGUUGAUCUCUAUUGGUAAACUCCUCGGUUCGAUGACGAGUAAAGAAGCGAAAACGACUCGUUUGUUGGCAGAGCUCAGCGUCGUGAACGUCAAUCUACCUGCGAGAGUAUGGUUGCCCCUUCAUUCGAACAUCCCUCAUCACGUCGUUCGUAUUCCGCCUCAGGCAUCCGCCGUUCUCAAUUCGAAAGAUCGGGCUCCCUACAUAAUAUACGUGGAAGUGUUGCAAGUCGAUGAUAUCUACGACUCUCCCGUGCCUCCGAAAAUGAUGAACGCUUUGAGACACAUCAAAUCCGAAGAAAAUCUAAUCAACGAACCCUCUUCUUCUUUUCCAUCCACGCAACCCGCGAACCGCGAAGAUGACGACAUUUGUUGGUCUCAGGAAGACGAUGAAAUAUCACAGCAGUACAUACAGUUGAACAGAUCCGUGGAUCGGGAUACAAUAUCGCAAAUGUCGCAGGAAUCGAGCGAUUCGAGAGAACCGCCCACCGUGUUCGCCGCUGGAGAUAUCAGGAGAAGACUUUCAGAAUCUUUGCACGAUACGAGACAGAAAACAUUUUCGCGGGAUCCGGAAGAUCCCUCGGCGGCAGCACUGAAAGAACCCUGGGAAGAAAAGGAAAGAAGAGUGCGAGAAUCGUCACCCUACGGUCAUCUUUCCAAUUGGAAACUUCUUUCCGUCAUUGUCAAAUGCGGUGACGACCUUCGUCAAGAACUCAUGGCAUCACAGUUACUCAUGGUUUUGCAAAGAAUAUGGGAAACGGAAAGAGUACCUCUUUGGGUUAGACCGUACAAGUGA
This is a messenger RNA of Pediculus humanus corporis (human body louse), 2394 nucleotides long. RefSeq names its product phosphatidylinositol 4-kinase, putative. Gene Ontology annotation, cellular component: membrane; cytoplasm. The record is from RefSeq and is a predicted model, not a curated record. The transcript is spliced from 5 exons. Lineage: Eukaryota; Metazoa; Arthropoda; Insecta; Psocodea; Pediculidae. Gene Ontology annotation, molecular function: 1-phosphatidylinositol 4-kinase activity. Gene Ontology annotation, biological process: phosphatidylinositol-mediated signaling; phosphatidylinositol phosphate biosynthetic process. Bases 1 to 2394 code for a protein of 797 amino acids.